ACAUGCGCUGAUCUGUGCUCAUGGGUUGGACAGCAUAUGCUGUAGUUUGCCGGCAGUGACAACAUUUCUUUACAUUCUCUCUCAGCUUGGACUAUAUGUGAUGUGCUUUUGGAAUAUUUGGAUGGCACCUUUUAAGGUGAAAGGAAUUCCCACCACUGGGAAAAGUCCAAAAAUGUGUCCUGGAACAGAGUGAGGAGAAGAGGAAGAAAAGGAGGAGGAGGGAAGACAGCAGCAAAUUUUCCUUUCAUCUUUGCUUCCGAAGGCGUCUCUUCUGUGGUAGAAUGGGCGCAGGAGCUCUGACCAUCUGUCACAACAAGGCAGCGGUGCUGGUUAAAAAAGACAUGAAGAAGAUGGUCCAGGCACCAGUACUAAGACCCAGGAUAGUCGCAGCCAAGCACACCAAGCUGUUUGGAGCUUCCCUGUUUGAGCUGCAAGAAAAAGGCCUGGUGCAGGACGGGGUGCCUCUGGUGGUGCAAAGAAUGGUGGAGCAUCUCCGCAAGCAUGCCCUGCAUCAGGAGGGUCUGUUCAGAGUAAAUGGGAAUGUGCGGGCUGUCGAAACCCUGAAACAGCGACUGGAGAGUGACGAAGAUGUUGACCUUCUUUCUGAAUCAGAUACAUGUACGGUGGCCAGUUUGCUCAAACAGUAUUUCAGGGACUUACCUGCGGGUCUGGUAGAUUCAGCAGUCCAGGAAGCGCUGAUCCAGCACUACCAGGAGUGUGGUGAUGAUGACUCUUGGUCAGAUAUGAGAGACCUGCUCCAGCAGCUUCCAGAUGUUCACCACAGUCUCCUCCGCUACCUCUGCCACUUCCUUACCCUUGUUGAGUGCAACCAUAAAGACAAUCGCAUGACUGCCCUCAACCUUGCCACUGUAUUUGGACCCAGUGUCUUCCAUGUGGCUCCUGGUUUGGAAGCAAUGAAGGACCAAAAUAUCUGUAACAAUAUCAUGGCCAAGCUUAUCCAGAACUACAGCAGUAUCUUUGAGACCGACCAAGAGAAAGAAGGCUGCACAGAAGAAAAAUCGACCCUUAUCAUUGUCAAGGAGGUGGAUGUGACAGACACAGACACAAAGAAGUCACUGAGCCAUUUCAGCGCAAGGAUGCCGACACCACCUCUCAGGACAGAAGUGUGUGCUCAGCUUUUCAGUAGCAUACCUGCAUGUGGUGGACAUAAACACCUUCCAGAUGCAGACGUUCUGAACAAAUCCUCCACUGACCCUCCAAAGGCAAGACCAAGGAAAAAGAAGGCAAGGAAAGGGAAGUGUGACUACAUGCCUCAAGUUGUCCCUCAGCCCAGCCAUUCUACUGGGUUACCCCAUGCAAGGCCUCUCCCCAUACCAGUAGUUUUGCCCUUGACCUCAGAGCUGAGGAGCCCCAGCCCAGAGGCAAUGCAGACAGCUCCCAUACCUCUGGCUGGCCAAGUCACCCCAGACAUAGACUCCCACCUCAGCGUCAGUCCCUCUGGCAGCACGGAGGCCCCCAGCAGUUCCCAAGAAGAAGACAGGCCAAUAUCCCCCUUCUACAUGAGUAACCACCUCUUCCCUGUCUACUGCAGACCAGAUGUGGCCAAUUUUGUGAACAGAACAAUACGUUCAACUGUGGAGCAGCACCUCUUUGAUGUAAAACCUCUGCUGGAUCAUGGUUCAGAGGACUGUGAUUUGGCCCCAUGUCCACCAGCUCCAAAGGUGGCACCAACUGCGCGACAGAGACGUCGACUUCAGAGAGAGCAGCAGGAAGAGGGCCUAAAACACAAAGACACAAAAAGCAGAGCUGCUUCCAUCCGGGCAGACAAGGAGAACAUCCUGGCAAGCAGUGGAAGAAGUUCACCCAGCACAGGGGAGGACACAGGCACUAGUGCACACUCACAGGGAGGCCAGAGUGGUCACACUGAGCGAACCCCAAAAUCCAGGAAAUCAAAACAUAGCCCUACUCUGGUGCAGCUCACUGACAACCAGGACGACCAUGCACUAGAGGAAUGUGUUGGUGACACACCUGGAACAUACCGCAUGAACACGUUUAAGAAAAGAAAUAACAUUACAAGAAAAGAUGACAACCUUCCUUCUCCACAGACGUUAAGGAUGAAGAUCCAGGAGUCGCCUGUCACUUGUGACACAGGGAGGGUCGGCAGUGGAGAGGUGCGAGGCUCGGAUCCAGACUGCGAGAAGACAAGCUGUGAGGACAUGCCUCGGCUGGACCUGACAGCACUGACCGAGGACAACAACUGGGAAGAACCAGUCCCAGCAUACUCGCUGCAGAGGGAGAGCAUGGACCGAGAGGAAGCUCGACUAUCCCCACAUGCUGGAGGAAGACUGAUCCGCCAGCUUUUGGAGGAGGAUAGUGACCCAAUGGUGUCCCCUCGCUUCUACGCCUAUGGACAGUGCCAGCAGUACCUGGACGACACUGAAGUGCCUCCCUCACCACCAAAUGCACACUCUUUUGUCAGUCGCAGGCGGAGUUCAUCCCUUGGCUCCUGUGAUGAUGAGAGAGAGGAGCUGACGUCGGCUCAGCUCACUAAGAGAAUUCAUGUCUUGAAGAAAAAGAUCCACAGAUUUGAGGAGAAAUUUGAAGAGGACCGAAAAUACAGGCCUUCACACAGCGAUAAAGCUGCAAACCCAGAGGUGCUCAGAUGGGUGAAUGAACUGGCCAGGCUUCGUAAAGAACUAAAAGAACACAAGCUGAUAAAGUCAGAAGAGGAUCUGCCACCUCAGACCCGUCAGCGUAGCAACACACUACCAAAAAGCUUUGGCUCUCAGCUGGAGAAGAAGCCUCAGCAGGAGAAAGCACCGAAGCCGCCGGUGGAAAGCACCCUGGAGACAAUUUCAAAGAAGCUGCAGGAGAAGAGGGAGGAGAUGAACCUCCCUGAAGACAUUAAAGAUAUGACACGGGAGCAGAUUGGAGCCGAGAAAGUUGCUCUGCAAAAAGCUCUCCUCUUCUAUGAGAACAUCCACGGCCGACCAGUCACAAAAAGCGAGAGGCAAAUCAUGAAACCCCUGUACGACAGAUACCGCUUGGUUAAGCAGAUCCUGUGCAGAGCCUCCACCAUCCCUGUCAUUGGCUCGCCCUCCAGCAAGCGCAGAGGUCCCCUUCUUCAGCCUAUUAUCGAGGGUGAAACUGCACUCUUCUUCGAUGAUAUCAAGGAGGAAGAGGACGGCUCAGAGGAUGAUGGAGACUCCAAGAGUCAGUUCAGUGUGACUGUCCGGCCCGACCUCAGCCUGUUUGGCUUCCUGGACCACAUGGACGAGGAGAUGGAUGGUUUUAUUUCACCAGUGGACGAAUUCUCACCCUCUAAAACCACAACAGACAUGAGGCUGUCCAACCUGCACUCUGCCACCAUGCAGGAACUCGUGGAACAGCUCCAAGACACCAGAGAGGAGAAGAAGAGAGUCCGCAAAACCCUGAAAGAGUUUGAGGAUCAGUUCUUUAGACAAAAUGGAAGAAAUGCGCAGAAGGAGGACCGCACCCCGUUCGCAGUGGAGUACAACGAAUACAAGCAUAUUAAAGCCAAACUGCGACUGCUGGAAGUUCUCAUCAGCAAAAGAGACUCAGCUAAGUUAAACUGAGAAAAAAUAAAAGACUUCAAAGACAGACUGAAGUUUAGUCUCCAGAGAUACAGUCAAACACAUCUCACCCUACAGGAGAAAAGGUCUGAUUUUCCUUCUCAUUGCCAUCUGUGCUGACUUUGGGAACAGCUCAGCUGUUAGCCAGUUAUUCCGUUCUGUCAAGCACAGCGGGUUCUAUUUCUGCAGAGAGCCGCUGACUGAGAGGGGCACAAAGAUCAUUUCCAAAAGAACCUCACCUUCCCAAGCAGAUGUUUCUCAAGACGUAAGCAAGACAUGCACAAGUAACCUGAAUCACACUUGCAUUGCUAAUAAUUUAUUUCUUUCCUUUUGAAUGUUUGUAUCAGAACAGAAAAGUUAUUUUUCUCACUUUUCACUAUAGAAGUCUUAAAAAAACAUUAAUAGAUAUGAAAUCACUGCUAUUUUUAAAGAAGGACUUGGCAAUCAAGGUUUAUGUGUAUUUUUGUAAAGAAGAUAUUAUUUGUACCUCAAUCAGCUUAACAGUGUUGACUAAACAAAUAGCUUUUUCUAUUUCACUUCUGACCAUCAUAUAGCUUCUGAGAUAAUCUUAUGUUGCUUCUUCAGAAGUUAAGUCGAGUAUUUGCUCAUUAAAAGAAGUGGCUUCUAAUUUUCAAACAGCCCAAAGACAAUGACUACAAGUACAAACUGUGAACCAAAAUGGCACAAAUUUCUGGCAUAUUUCAGUUUAUUUUUGUAAUCACUGGUACAUGCGUAAGUGUUUGAUGUCCUUAUUUUAUGUAUUGAUGUGCAUUUCCCCCCAUUUACUUCAUGUCAAAUAAGCUAUUUCUCAUCUUAAAAUCACUGAUAUGUUUGUGCUCACACUGAUAAACUGUUUCCUUCUCAUCCUCUCCAGGAUUUUUGUUCUUAUGUAAAUAUGGUCACUGUAUAUGUUUACAUUUCUGUGAGCGAGUACUUGUUCCCUUCUUUCUCCAAAACAGAUGAUUAUCAGUGUGAAUUUUGUUUUUACUGAAUGUAAACACUGGCAAUGCUUAAUUAAUUUUGAGUGUGUACAUUUUAGUACAUAAAUUGUAUUUUGUAUAUAAUGUGAAUGAAAUCAUAUUUUUACUGA
Monopterus albus (swamp eel) is the source of this 4644-nucleotide messenger RNA. It is a transcript of the gene fam13a, whose product is annotated as family with sequence similarity 13 member A. Gene Ontology annotation, biological process: signal transduction. Bases 282 to 3557 code for a protein of 1091 amino acids. NCBI's taxonomy places the organism in Eukaryota, Metazoa, Chordata, Actinopteri, Synbranchiformes, Synbranchidae. The record is from RefSeq and is a predicted model, not a curated record. The transcript has 25 exons.